CUUAAAGGGUUUUUUUUUUUUUUGCAAUAAAUUUUAAACACAGUUUAAAGACACUAUUGACUAGUUGACUCUCUAUUACUGUUGUCUUUACACGUUUUACUUCCUUAUAAUUAAUUAAUACUUUGAUCAAGUUAGCAUAAUGUCGACACGUGAUCUUCCAAAGUCUAUUCCUGAUUUUUUCAUCGGUUGGACAAAGCAUCUUCCUAAUGAAAUUACCUUUGGGAAAUCCGCUGAACAGCUUGAAGCUGAAGCUCGUGAACAAAACCAGAAUGAACAUUUUGUCAAUGAAGAAAUCGUCACUAAAACAAAGAUGAGUUCUUUAUGGCCUGCCUUUGCUUCUGGUGCUGGUUUAUUCUCUGAUGGUUAUGUUAAUAAUUCCAUUGGUACUGUGAGUUUUGCUCUUAAAAAGUUGUAUCCAACUGAAAUGGCCGCCAAUAACUCCUUAAGUAAUGUUUCCUCGAUUGCCUUUGCUGGUACUGUUCUUGGUAUGUUGACUUUUGGUUAUGUUUCUGAUCGUAUUUCCAGAAAGUGGGGUAUGCUUUUCACUAACGCCAUGUUGAUCUUAUUCACCAUUCUUACUGCUGCUGCCACUUGGGGUGCUAAUGGUAGUAUUUACGGUUUAUUGGCCGCCAUCACAGCUUUCAGAUUCUUAUUGGGGGUUGCCAUUGGUGCUGAAUAUCCAACUGCCUCAGUCAUUUCCGCUGAAUUUGCUAAUCAAUUACCAGCUGGUAACAGAAACAGAUAUUUUGUUUGGUUUACAAACACCAUGAUUGAUUUGGGUUUCGUUGUUUCUGCCUUUGUUCCUUUAGUCUUGUUAUGGAUCUUUUCUGAAAAGCAUUACACUGCCAUUUGGAGAUUAACCUUGGGUUUGGGUGCUAUUCCUCCAAUUUCUCUUUUCUUUAUGAGAAUGAAGAUUGCUGAAGGUGAAUCUUUCAAGAAGAUGAACUUUAACAACAAGGAAAACAAAGCUUCUGUCCCAUACCUUUUAAUUCUCAAGUUCUAUUGGUUUAGAUUGGCUGUUGUUUCUAUCAUUUGGUUCAUCUAUGAUUUCUCUGCCUACUCCUUCGGUAUCUAUUCCUCUUUUAUUCUUGAAAACGUUGUUCCAGAUGGAAGUGUCUACAAGACCUGGGGUUGGAAUGUUGUUUUCAACCUUUUCUAUAUGCCUGGUGCCAUUUUGGGUGCUUUAGCUGCCGAUUACAUUGGUCCUCGUUUGACCUUGGCCAUUGGUGUUGGUUUGCAAGGUGUUGUUGGGUUUGCCAUGGCUGGUAGUUACGACUCUUUGAGUAAGCAUCUUGGUGGUUUCGUUGUUGUUUAUGGUAUUUUCACCACUCUUGGUGAAUUUGGUCCAGGUGAUAACAUUGGUUUGUUAGCUUCCAAGACUUCUGCCACCCCAAUCCGUGGUCAAUACUACGGUAUUGCUGCUGCCUUUGGUAAGAUUGGUGCCUUUGUUGGUACUUGGGUCUUCCCACACAUUCUUGACAAAUACGGUAACCAAGGUGCUUACUAUAUUUCUUCUGCCUUGUGUCUUUUCUCCGCUGCCCUUGCCUUAUUCUUCUGUCCUUCUGUCGGUCAAGAUGCUCUUAACAAGGAAGAUGGUGAUUUCAUCAGAUACUUGGAAGCUUCUGGAUAUGAUAUUUCCAAGUUGGGUAAUGGUGAAAUUACUCAUGAUAUUGAAUCUGAAUCUUACGAUGGUUCUUCCAACAAAAAGACUCAUGAAGUUAUUGUCAACACUGAAGACAAGGCUUCUCUUUGAGAGGUUACCCCCCCCCCUAUUUAAUUUAAAUAACUAAUAACAGUA
Molecule: messenger RNA, 1798 nt
Organism: [Candida] anglica
Lineage: Eukaryota; Fungi; Ascomycota; Pichiomycetes; Serinales; Debaryomycetaceae
Source: the annotation of a GenBank genome assembly